AUGCCCAAGGGUGGGUGUUCUAAAACACCACAGCCAGAAGAAUUCUCUCUAAGCUACGACAUGGUGGAGAAACAAACCGGGAAAAAGGAUAAAGAUAAAGUUUCCCAAAACAAAACUCCAAAGUUGGAUCGAAGUGAUGGAGGGAAAGAAGUGAAAGAAAAAACUACCAAAAGAAAAUUGCCUUUCUCAGUAGGAACCAAUGGAGAUCAAAAAGAUUCUGAUACCGAAAAACAGGGUCCUGAAAGGAAACGAAUCAAGAAAGAACCUGCCAACCGGAAGUCUGGCUUACCUUUUGGCAUUGGCCUUUCAGGAAUCCGGGUCGGGUACCCUUUAUCGGAGAGGCAGCAGGUCGCCUUACUUAUGCAGAUGACAGCAGAAGAAUCUGCAAACAGCCCAGUUGACACGACACCAAAGCAUCCUUCUCAAUCUGCGGUUGGCCAGAAGGGGACUCCUAACUCCGCCUCCAAAACCAAAGACAAAGUUAACAAGCGAAAUGAGCGAGGGGAGACCCGACUUCAUCGGGCAGCCAUUAGAGGCGAUGCGCGGCGAAUCAAGGAACUGAUUAACGAGGGAGCAGAUGUCAACGUUAAAGAUUUUGCAGGUUGGACGGCCUUGCAUGAGGCAUGUAAUAGAGGUUACUAUGAUGUGGCGAAACAGCUCCUGGCUGCCGGAGCAGAGGUCAACACCAAGGGCUUGGACGAUGACACCCCCCUGCAUGAUGCGUCCAACAACGGUCACUUCAAGGUCGUGAAACUCCUGUUGCGGUAUGGAGGAAAUCCUCAUCAAAGUAAUCGGAAGGGAGAAACCCCUUUAAAAGUUGCAAACUCUCCGACCAUGGUCAACCUUCUCCUGGGAAAGGGUACCUACACCUCCAGCGAAGAGAGCUCAACUGAAAGUUCAGAAGAGGAGGAUGCCCCUUCUUUUGCACCUUCCAGCUCGGUGGACGGAAAUAACACGGACUCGGAGUUUGAGAAGGGCCCUAAACACAAAGGCAAACAUCAGGAUCCGCCAAAAAGUACGCCAGUGAAAGACGAGUACGAGUUUGACGAGGAUGACGAAGAAGAUCGCGUGCCUCCAGUUUGAUGACAAGCAUUUGCUGAAAAAAGACUUUCGGAAAGAGACUAAAGCGAACAGUUAUAUUUCUAUUCCUAAAAUGGAAGUAAAAACGUAUUCUAAAAAUACAACUGCGCCAAAGAAAGCUGCUCGCCGUAUCCUGUCAGAUACUUCAGACGAGGACGACCAUUCCAUCACCAUAGAGGCCCCUGAAAAGCUCCGCCUGUCGGCUCAUCCCGUUGUACCGAGCAAUAAAACCAGGGAGCAGCCUGUAGCAAAGCAUAAAGAGAAAAGCAAAGUCAAGAAGAAGCGGAAGAAAGAUGCAAAAACAAAGGAGGUCAAGUUUGAGAAGAAAAACCUAUUUUGUUCCUCUGAAACUGAAAGUGAAAACUUGGAGAGUGAUGUAGAGAAUGAUCUGCUUUCCUUAGAAAACUCAAACUGUGUAAAAGACUCUGCCUUAGCAUUGAAGGAGACUUCUUUGUUUAGCUCUCUUUCAGCAUCUUCAGCAUCGUCUCAAGGGAGUUAGCAUCACAGAAGCACAAUGCUAAUAUCCCUGACCAGCACUCCAAGCACUGGAGAACGGACAAUUGGAAAACGGUUUCUUCCCCUCACUGGUCAGAUGUUAGCUCAUUAUCGGACUCCACAAGGACACGGUUGACUAGUGACUAUGAUUACUCUUCGGAGGAUUCCAGCGUGGAGUCUGUGAAACAACAAGUUAAAAAGAAGCACGAGCACAAAAAGAAAAGUAAUAUGCAUAACAGCAUAUACGAAAAGAACUCUUUUCAUCUUCACAAUGACGGGGCAAUUCCAAAACUAGAUAAAGAAGGCAAAGUAGUGAAAAAACAUAAAACUAAACACAAAAAAUAAAGAAAAAGUUCAGGUGCAGGCUGGACAAGAAGUUAAAAUCCUUAAAAGCUUUUCUAUCGAGUAUGAGGACUCUAAACAAAAAUCGGAAAAGCCAUUAAAUUUAGAAGUCGACGUUCCAGAAAAAUUAAAAGUAUUAAAACAUGAAAACGAGCACCUCAGGAAGGAGGAGAAACUUCCAAAAGUGAAAUCUGAGAAAGAAGACUGGGGCUACCGAGAGGAGAGUAGUAAGGUUACCAAAGAAGAGAAGUCAUCAAAAAAGGUUAAAGAUGGCAAGGACAGCAGUAAACUUUUUAAAGAGGACAGAGACCGCUCUGGAAAAACAGAAAAAACUGUCAAAGAAAAAUCCCCCAAAGAAGAAAAGCAAAAAGUCCACAAAGAAGAAAAGAAGAAGAAAACGAAAGAAAAGUCAUCCAAAUCUGAAAAGAAAAACGAGCUAAAAGAGGAGAAAACGCCCAAACCCGAAAAAGACAAAAGUUUCAAAGAAGAUCGGGUCAAGAAGGAAAAGUCUCACAAAGAUGAAGCACCAUUCGAAGAAUUAAACAGCAAAACCAAAUUUUUAGAAGAUGAAACAAAGUACAACACAUCAGAUGAUCAGGGAUUAUGGAUUUCUGAGAUGUCCUCAGAUUCUUCCUUUGACUUCAAAGCUGAGGAUAGCUGGGACUCCUCCUUUACGGACUUCAGAGAAAGCAAGAACGAUGCCAUCCCCAAGCUGAUUGUAGAAUCUGUCAAGGAGGAAGUCAAGGAAAAAGACUCCAAAAACAAAGACAGGAGAGAAUAUGGAGAAAGACAACCCGAGAAAGAGACUGUUGUAAAAAGAAAGGAUCGAGACUCUUCUGACAAAACUUCUGACAAAAAGAAAGAUCAAGCAGAUGCACACAAAGGUGCCACCUUAUACACGGGUGAACGCGAGAAGAAGAGGAAGGACUCUCUCGACACCACUAAACCACGCAAAGAAAAAGACGGAGAUUCCACAAGGAGGGAUUCUUUGGGAAGCAAAGAACGGAGGGAUUCCAAAACUAAACAGGAGGAACAGUAUAAAGAAGACCUGAAUGACUAUGGAACGGAGACCUUCUUUAAAGAAAAAUCAGAACAAGAGCUUGUUACCAAGAAUUCUGAGACACGAGAGAGGCAUCACUCUGGCAAGGAAAGGAGGGACGUGGAGAAAAAGGAAAAAUCGAAAUCUGAGAAACAUCGAGAAAAAUCAAAAGAUUCGGAGAGGGAAAAGCCUGAAAAACCUGAUCGAAGUCAGAAAGAAAAAGAAACCGAGAAAGGGUCUCAAAAGAAGAAAGAGGAAAAGUACAAAGAUAAAAAAGCCUCCUCAGAGCAGAAAACUGAGAAAAAAGAAAAGGAUUUUGGGGACAAGAGAGAUGACAAGAAGUCCAGAGGUAAAAACUGGUAUAACAUUGCAGACAUAUUUACAGAUGAAAGUGAAGAGGAGGAUAAUCUAUUUAUGCCAGGGUUCAAAGUCUCAGAGGCCUAUGGCAAUGAUCUGCACAGAAUGGACAGUUAUCAUGAGCGGGAGAAUCCUUUACAAGACAAAGAGCCUUCCCAGUCUGACAAACACAGAAGGAAUUCCAAUGAAAAACAUUUGGGGGAAAAGCAAAAAGAUCGGGAACCAAAAGAGAAGAAAAAGGAAAAAGGUCAGUCAGAAUCGGGGAAGGAGAAGAAGGAAAAGAACACCGAAAAACACAAAGAGAAAAAGGAUAAGGAGUCCCUUGACAAAUACCGCAAAGACCGAGCGUCAGUAGAUUCUAACCAAGACAAGAAGUCUAAACAGAAGGUACCAGGUGACAAAAGUGAAAAGAAACACCAGAGUGAGGAGAAAAUCAAAACCAAACACAAAGAGAAAUCUGAUAAAGAUCACUUUAAAGAUCGAAAGUCCUCUAAAGGUGAUGCUGAGAAGAGUCUUCUGGAAAAAUUGGAAGAGGAGGCCCUCAACGACUACAAGGAUGAUUCCAACGACAAAAUCAGUGAAAUAUCUUCGGACAGUUUUACAGAUCGGGGCCAGGAUGCUGGCCUUGGAAACAUGUUGGAAGGUGCCGUGGUGACCACUAUAGAUCCAGUAGAGGACAAAUUUAAAGAUUCCUUACCUGGUUUAGCAGAAAAAUUAAAGGAAAAGGAAAGAAAUAGGCAUUCUAGCUCCUCUUCAAAGAAAAGCCAUGACAAGGAUAAAGCACGAAAAGACAAGUCUGAUAAGAAGGCUGAAAAACUGGAUGAUAUGAGGGACACCUACAGCAGGAGAGAGUCCAUGCAGUACGAUAAGGAGACUCCAACAGCAGAUGGAGACACUUUCUCUUCGUUUUCUGUCAAGACUGAAACCGAAGAGGAAUUGGAUAGAAGCAUGGACUAUGUGUUUGGUUCUGAAAAGAGAGAAACAUGAUUCUGAAAGAGACUCCUUAAAAAAAAUCUGAAAAGGACAAAGCAUACUCUUCUGUUGUGAAAGAAAAGAAAAAGAAAGAUAAACAUCGUGACAAAAGCAAAGACGACAAACACAGAGACAAACAUUUGGAAGCCUUCUUUAAGCAUCACAGGGAAGAGCAGAAACCGAUGGGUAGAGAUAAGGAAUCUCCAUUAACCUCCAAAGAAAAAUCUAAAGAUGAGGUGGGAAGAUUUAGUGAAAAUAAAAUCAAAGAUAGAACAAAGGAAAAUUCUGAGAAAGAGACUGUUAAGAUCCUGAAUGGAAAUGAGAAAAUCACACUUAAUAAAGAUGCCAACAAGAGAGACAACCGGCCUCGAGAAAAACUUCUCGGCGAUGGAGAUCUGAUGAUGACCAGUUUUGAAAGGAUGCUGAGCCAAAAAGAUCUCGAAAUUGAAGAAAAGCAUAAAAAGCACAAAGAGAGAAUGAAGCAAAUGGAAAAGAUGAGACACCGGUCUGGGGAUCCAAAGCUAAAAGAAAAAUUAAAAGAAGAGCAGCGUAAGAAAAGUUUGGACUUGACUUCCAAGAAACCUUUGGUAACAGAUUCCCUCCAAAAAGAUAAGAAGUCUAAAGAUUUGUCAUCAAACGCAGUACCACCUGAAAACAAAGUCCCAGCCAUUACUGGGAAUGAUUCUAAAGAUUGGCUCAAUGGUCCCCAAAUUAAAGAAGUGCUCACAGCUUCUCCAAGACCUGAUCAAAGUAGGCCAACCGGAGUCCCCACUCUUACAUCUGUGAUCUCCUGCCCAAGUUACGAAGAAGUAAUGCAGACCCCAAGGACCCCAUCUUGCAGCACUGAAGACUAUCCAGAUUUGAUGUUUGACUGUUCAGAUACACAGCACUCCUUGCCGGUGUCUGCAAUGUCUAUGAAUGCCUGCUCACCUACAUUCUUUGACCGGUAUUCAGCAACAUCUAGUGGAAUACCUGAAAACCCAAGUCAGACACCCACUAGGCUCCCUUGUUCUGUGAAUCGUAGCCGCUCUGUCUCAGUUGAUGUCAGAAGAGUUCCUGAAGAAGAGUUUCCUUCUUCAGAAAUGAAAUUUUACAGACAGCAGAGUGUGCCAGCAGCUUCUAGCUUCAGUUCACCAAUCCAGAUGAUGGACGAUAAGAUUCAACCACAGGUCCCUGAAGAGAAAUUCACAUGCGGGUCUCCAGGUUACUUUUCACCAGACUACCGGGCAGCAUCUCCGAGGGUUGAUGAUACUUCCUGUACACCUGCUGCCGUGGCCAGUAUUGCUCCAUCACCUGAUCAUGGCUAUUUAGCUGUUCAAGCAAAAUCACCACAAUUGGAAAGAGAUGACUUGCUUGAGCCUUCUACAGAGAGUGAGAUUCCUCCCGAUCUUGGCCUGCCAUGUGACUCUGCUGAAGCACAACAAGCUACAGAAUCUAUUCUAUCCCAAGAACCAAGCUUUUCACCACCCGAGUCUAAUUUUCUGCAGCAGGAGCCGGCCUAUUUACAGACUGAUAGUAACUUUAUAACAAAUGAAAAUAGCUUUUCAGCUGCACCGGACUUUAUGCCAGAGGAGGAAUCUUCUUACCUACACCAAGAACCUGCCUACAUUCCUCAACAGACAGACUUUCUAACCCCGGAGCCAGAAUAUUUGCCUUCAGAGCCAUCCUUUAUGCCCCAAGAACAAGGUUAUGUUCUUCAUACAGGAUCUAGUUUUCCCACCACGGAGACUGCUUAUUUGCCCCCUGAAUCUGGAUUUCAUACGCCGCAUACAGAACCUUCUUUUUUACCCCCUGAACCUGCUUUUUUACCUCCACCUACAGAAUCUGAUUUCCUUCCACCUGUUGAGGAAAAUACAUUCAGCUCAACAAUUUCUGAGCAGAAUUUAGAAUGGGUCAGUCCGACGAAUAGAAAUACAGACUCUGUUAUCCCUCCAAGUUUAAUGAGUAACACCCCCGAUCAACCUGGGAACUGGUCAAUGGCACCUGAGCUCUUAAAAUCUCCUCCGAGAUUCACAGAGUCACCGAAGACCUUUUGUUCACCUGACAAAUCUAUUACUGCUUCAGUUCCAUUUAUUUCUUCAGACUCGCCUUAUCCAGUUUCUCCCAUUUCCUUCCCCUUGUCUGAACCAGCCCCAGAUGAACUGAAAGAGGAUAGGGAGGAUGCGGAAGAGGAUAUGCCUCAGCCAGAUGAUCAGGAACCAUAUGCAUCUCCAACUCCUCUUACCAACUUUUUAAAUAACUGUGAUGGUCUAUCAGAUGAUCAUCCGGCAUUGGCUUCUGAGUCGCAACUCAACACAGAACCUCUAGAAGAUGCAUUGGCCUCGGUUAAAGAAAGUUAUGUGGAGCCCAGUGAUGUUCAGCCACCUGCUCACGAUCCGGAACCAUGGCCAGACCCAUUUUCUUCAGCUGUGGAGGAUCUGGAUCUUGGACCGUUUUCUCUUCCUGACCUUCCACUUCCUGUCAAAGAAGAAAAUGAUGAGAUUUGUGAACAGCCAAGUAUCCUUGCAAGCAGUCCUGAUGUUCCCCUUGAUGUGUGCAAUGAGGAUGACAACAUGGAAAUGCCUCACAAUGAAUUGGAUCUCCCAGAGCCAGUGACUCCUAAAGAAACAAGCGCUGUGGAAAUGGAUGAACCAGUACACGAUGUUGAGGAGCAGAACGAUGACCACGAUGUGGAACCUACAAUAGACACUGAACAAUUAUCCCAUGAUACAAAACCAGUGUUUGAACCAACAAGUUUUGCAAUACCGUAUGUACAACUGGAAACUCUUCAAGAAGUCGAGAGUAAGGUGCAAUCGAGCCUAAGUUCCUCUGCGGACACAUGUACUCCGGAGUUGCCAAAGGACGUUGAGGCUGAUGUGCAAGGAACUGAAAGUACACCAGAGGAAAGUGUUCCCAGUGAACCCGUCAUACAAGUUGAAGCCCCUCCAGUUAUCCCCCCAGUAGAAGUUCCAGAGCAAAUGCCAAAAAUAAUAGUUGAAAUUCCAAAACCUCCCAAAGUAGAAGAGAUACCUCUACGGAUGACUCGAAACAGGGCUCAGAUGCUUGCCAAUCAGAAUAAGCAGAACACUUCCACCCCGGAGAAAGAACAACCUGUAGCAAACACACCGUCGACCCGUGGAAAAAGUAAAGUCACCGAGGAGGAAGAUUCACAAACGCAGCACCCCCGCAAGAGGAAGUUGCAGAAGCCCAAUCAGCUUCAACAGCAGAUAAUCAGCACCACCAGUCAGCAGACGCGUGAGAUGAUCCAGCAGACCUUGGCAGCAAUCGUUGAUGCCAUCAAGUUGGACGAAAUUGAGCCAUAUCACAGCGACAGGUCCAAUCCAUACUUUGAAUACUUGCAGAUUAGGAAAAAAAUUGAAGAGAAGAGGAAAAUCUUGUGUUACAUCACUCCUCAAGCCCCUCAGUGCUAUGCUGAAUAUGUGACUUACACCGGCUCCUAUUUAUUGGAUGGCAAACCUCUGAGCAAGCUUCACAUUCCAGUGAUUGCACCACCGCCAUCAUUAUCGGAGCCACUAAAGGAGUUAUUCCGGCAACAGGAAGCGGUGAGAGGGAAGCUUCGUCUGCAACACAGCAUUGAAAGGGAGAAACUCAUCGUGUCUUGUGAACAGGAGAACCUCAGAGUUCAUUGCAGAGCGGCCAGGACAAUUGCCAACCAGGCUGUGCCUUUUAGUGCCUGCACCAUGCUGCUGGACUCGGAGGUGUAUAACAUGCCUCUGGAAAAUCAGGGAGAUGAAAAUAAAUCCGUCAGAGAUCGGUUUAAUGCCCGUCAGUUCCUGUCCUGGCUGCAAGAUGUGGACGACAAAUAUGACCGGAUGAAGACAUGCGUGUUAAUGAGACAACAACACGAAGCAGCCGCCUUGAACGCUGUCCAGAGGAUGGAAUGGCAGUUGAAGAUGCAGGAGCUGGAUCCGACCGGACACAAAUCGCUUUGCGUCAACGAGGUUCCCUCUUUCUAUGUGCCAAUGGUGGACGUUAACGAUGACUUUGUGCUCUUGCCAGCAUGA
Staurois parvus is the source of this 8289-nucleotide messenger RNA. The record is from the annotation of a GenBank genome assembly. Lineage: Eukaryota; Metazoa; Chordata; Amphibia; Anura; Ranidae.